This is a messenger RNA of Selaginella moellendorffii, 930 nucleotides long. RefSeq names its product serine/threonine-protein kinase 33. Gene Ontology annotation, biological process: mitotic DNA damage checkpoint signaling; protein phosphorylation. Gene Ontology annotation, cellular component: nucleus; cytoplasm. NCBI's taxonomy places the organism in Eukaryota, Viridiplantae, Streptophyta, Lycopodiopsida, Selaginellales, Selaginellaceae. The transcript is spliced from 2 exons. The coding region runs from base 1 to 930 and encodes 309 amino acids. Gene Ontology annotation, molecular function: protein serine/threonine kinase activity; ATP binding. The record is from RefSeq and is a predicted model, not a curated record.
AUGGUUAAGUGCGAGUGCGAGCAGGAGAACUAUGCGCUCAAGAAACCUAGGCAAGGGAUGGAGUACCACACGGUCCUGGAUGAAAAACUCUGUGACAAAUACCCAGUGCUCAUAGAGAAAUAUAGACUAGAGAAGUCGAUUGGGGGUGGAGGGCAAGCGAUGGUGUACAAGGCAUUCCGAAGGAGUGAUGGAAAGGUUUUUGCGAUCAAGACAGUUCAUGGCCCCGAUGGGCUGUUUGAAGCUCGAGUGAUGGCUAUGCUAGAGGUGUCACUCAAGGGUUUGGAUGAACAGGGGCUCGUCCACUUCGAGCACAUCAUACGAGAAGAGCCCAAUCAGUACAGGGAGGUGUACCACCUUGUUCUUGAGCUGUGCAAUUGCAGCCUUCAGGACCGGAUCAAGUACAAGGGGCAGCUUGAUGAGGAAGAAUCUGCAAAGAUUGUCAUAGCUCUCGCCAAGACGCUAAAGAGGGUUCAUGACAACGAGAUCAUCCACUGCGACCUGAAGCCCGCGAAUGUUUUGCUGAAGUACCCGUGGCCUGGGAAGUUCUAUGUCCCAAAGGUGUCCGACUUUGGGAUGGCUUGCUGGAUGGAGGAUCCGUGGAACGAGCAUGGGGCUGGGACGUGGGAUUAUAUGUCCCCCGAAGCGAUGCUCGAUGGGCGCUAUAUCACAGCCAGCGAUGUGUGGGGCUUAGGGAUGCUGCUUUACACUUGCCUCACGGCAGCUUGUCCGUUCCCAAAUAUGGAUGUGGAGGUGGUAUUUAAUAAUGCACGCAAGAGAGAUCGAACUUUAAGGAACCUCCAUCACAAUUCUAUGGAUUGGGAUAGCAUUCCAUCCCUUUCUGCAAGGCAACUUAUCCAAGCAAAGAGAAAGGGAAAGGACGAGCAAAGAGAAAACCGAGUGAGAAAGCAUGGUCAUGGUGUCACCGACUAG